Molecule: messenger RNA, 3528 nt
Organism: Stylophora pistillata
Lineage: Eukaryota; Metazoa; Cnidaria; Anthozoa; Scleractinia; Pocilloporidae
Biological process (GO): ultradian rhythm
Cellular component (GO): plasma membrane; external side of plasma membrane
Molecular function (GO): oxidoreductase activity; RNA binding
Source: RefSeq, a predicted model, not a curated record
GAAAAAGUACUUAAAAACUAUUUUCAGACUCGCUUAAAAUACAAGAUUUGACGCAUUUUUUCAAGAAAUUUUGGGGAAAAGAUAAUUGCAUAAGCGUUGAGACUUGUUUAAAACUUAAUUUUGAGUGGUCUUCAUUCAUCCAGCUCCAAUACAAACAUUCCUCCCGACCCUAGUGAGUACCUCAGGAAACUUCGACCCGCUAACCUGGGAGAAAAGAAAUGGGACGAGCAGAGUUUACGGUUCUUUCCUCAUGUUUUGAAAUACGGUCAGGCUCUUAGGAGAUAUUCUUCCAUUAUUUUCCUGCUACUUUCUGUUAUUACCAGCUAGCAUUAUAGGAUAUUAAAGAUGGCUGGAUGGCCACCCAGUGGUAACCCUGUUGGGCUGAAUCUGAUCCCUGCAGUUGGAAAUCUCUUGGGGAACCCUCAACAAUUUGCUCAUCAAUUGCAAGGGUUGCAAAUGGUACAAGCACAAUUGCAACAGUGCAACAAUCAACAGCAGUAUGCACAUGGAAACACUGAGGAUAGAAGAUGCAUCUCUGAUAAUUAUCAUGAAAGGGACAAAUCAGGGUUUGAUAACUAUGAUAACAGGAGACUUGGAAAACGCUACCAUAAUCAGACUGUUGAUGAGAGAGAAUACUUCUGUGAGGAUCAUGGAAGGAUAAGAGUGCUGAUGGAUGAUAUAAUUCCUCCAGACUUUGUAUCACCAAAGAGGGAUUUUCUUAGACAGGAUGAAAGAAUCAGAAAAGGUGUGGUCAACAGAAGAGGUUAUGGUGUUUCAAAACUUAACUUGCAACCAGAGCCCUUCAGAUUUCAAACAGAGGGUCAUCAUCAAUUUCAGCACAGCAGAGGGUUGAUGAGACUGAAUGUAAAUGAAGCCAAAUAUGGGAAGAGGGAUGAAUUCACUGUUCCUCUGAAUGCAAUGUUACGUCCAAACUGCUACCUUGUACCUCCUGAAGACGACAUGGAUGUGUUACCGUUGAAUGAUAAGGAACCUGGAUGUCAUUCAAUAUUUAUUCGCAGUCUUCCAGGAAUGGCUGAUGAGUUUAUCAUAAGAGAGAUUUUUAGUGUGUUUGGACCCAUAGAGAACAUAAGUCUUAAAAGUAUGAAGAAAAACGCCAAUGUGAGGCAUUGCCAUCUAACAUUCUCACAACAUUGUUUUGUUGAUAUGGCUGUCAAACUAAAUGGUUACUUGUUGGUUAUCGGAGAUGGAAAUGAUACCAAGACAAAGGUCAGUCGUAUCCGCGUUAAUUAUUUCAAAGAAACAAGAGAUGAGGUAGAUAUUCAAAACACUGGUAAUGUCGCUGAAAACCAACAAAAGCCUGAUCAAUAUGUCGGUGAAUAUGACCCAGGCCAGAUAUAUAGCCGUUUAAAAGCUUCCCAGUUGCUGGAUCUGAUUCGUCAUGACAAAUCUGUGGUGAAUUCUUUGGAGAUGAUAGCUUAUUGGUUAGUUAAAGGUGAAUGUAACCGUUCCACAGUCAAUGUUUUUCACACAAUGCUUAGCACUGUCAAUGGCCUUGUCAAACGGCUGAUCAGCAAACGAAAGGAGCAUGAGCAACAAGUGGAGAAUCAAAAGAGAGAGGCAGCAGAAAGAGCCAGUGAAAUCAAGCAGCAAUGUGAUGCUGUUUGGAAAGUCUUUGAUGCAGCAACUAAACAAAAGGCUUGGGACCAGUUUACAAAGGGACAGAGAAAAACUAUUUCUCAGUGGUUUGCUGUUAUCAGAAAUGAAAUUAAAUCAGCCCAAGAGGCUGAAAUACAAAAUCGUGAGGAGGUAGGUAUGGAUUUGGAUGAUGAAGCAUCAAACCUUGGUGGGUUUAUUGAACAGCCAGCGCUCCAAGUGUCUCAAGAACAGAGGCAAGAAGCAGAUGAAAGUUUUACACCAGUAGCUGCCAAAAAACUUUGCAGUGAGGCUUCAGGUGUUGAAUCGAACGCAGAUUCCAUCGACGCUCUAAAGCUAGAAAAUGACAAGCUACGUACUCAGGUUGAAAGCUUGAAAGGGAUUGCUGAGCAGAACACCAACCUUAUGUGGUCCAUGCAGAGCUAUCAGUAUCAAGUGGACAUGGCCAGACAACAGUAUAAUGAAAGGUUGAAACAGAAAGACUAUGAGAUCCUGUGCUUACAGAAAGCUUUGGAACACGAAAAGCACAAGGUCAAACAGGAAGAUUUAAUUAGUGGUGAAUUGGUAGCUACCGGUGACCCAUUGAAGGACCUUGAAGUUGUUGUGGACUUGGGUAGUGGUACUCGCCACACAGCAACAGAUAGACUGGAAACAAACUACGAUGAUAUACUCGGAGAAGGAAAAAAAGAUCGGAUGGAGGAUGAUAGUACAUCAAAAGUUGAACAGGUUCUAGGAGGUAUUCGAGAUAAACUGAACAACACAGGGACGGAGGUGUCAACAUUUUCAAAUGAAGGAGUCAAAGAACUUGAUGCUACAGAAGAAAAAGGAAAGAAGAACGUAAAAGAGGACGAAAUUGUGUGGAACGGAGAAGCGAAGUUUUCAGAAUGGGAAAACCCAGUGGAAAAAGAGGAAAGGCCAAGGGAAGGAGAGAAGCUAGCUGUAGCGAAAGAAGAACAUGUGGAUGGAGAAGUAUCGAUAAACAAAGAAGAUUUGCUGAGAGAAAGUGGGAAGAUGAUCGUGAGAGGAGAGACACCAGAUGAAGGAGAUGAGCCAGGAAACGCUGUAGUAGAGGUAGCGAAAAAAAGAAGAGGGCAACAAACGAUAAUAGAAAUGAAUGAAACACAGGAAGAGGACCAAGAGGAGGAAGGAUCUGGCCGGUUUGUGCAGAUCGAUAAUGAACAGUUUGAAGUGAUUGACGAUAUGGAUGAAGAUAGCAAUGAUGAUUAUAAACAAACAGAUGUGAAAGGUUGUUUAAGUGAAAAUGAUGAGCAAGUGCACGAGGAGUUUGAGGAAGAAGAUGAUCACGGAGAAGUUCCUGCUGAUAGCACUUUGAAUGAAAACACUGAGCAAGAAAAGGAAGUUAACGAGCAGGUACCAACUGAUCUGACAGCUUAUCAGCAGCGUUACAUGUCUUAUUACCAAGCCUGGGCCUCAUCUGGACUUGCGAGUCACAGCCUCAUGUAUUUUGGACCCUCUGUAGUGCGCCUCUCUGGGGAGGAGCUUGUGCUCGUUGGGAUCAUUUCUUCGUAUCUUCAACUGUGCCCCUCUGGUGCCACGAGUGGAGAGAUAAGGGACUACUUGUCGCGACAGUUUAACGAGAAAAGAAAAGACGUAGUGGAGAGGUUACUUUCCAGUUUGCCCGUCUUGUUCAAAGCUUGAGAAUCAGGCGGUAACUCAAAAUGGAAGUUUUGUGGGUUUGACUUGGCUUGGUCCAAGACUGAGAACUAAAGUUGCUCAAACGUAAGUGACGGGCCUCGGGGAAUCAUUCAUAUGCAAUGCUCCUUGUACUAAAGAUAUUCCUGUUUAAGGUGGCUGAGCACAGUUUUCACGCGCACUUUUUCUGAUGCAAUUCAGCACGCGCACAAGGAUUGUAAAAAACAAACAUGCCGUCAAUAGAGCGGUCAUUUUAUUUAC